AUGACAACAAGAGGACGACGACGACAAGAGGACGACGACGACAAGAGGACGACGACAACAAAGGACGACGACGAUGACGACGACAAGAGGACGAUGACAACAGGAGGACGACGACGACAGAGACGACGACGACGGACGAUGACAACAAGAGGACGACGACGACAAGAGGACGACGACAACAAGAGGACGACGACAACAGAGGACGACGACAACAAGGACGACGACAAGACGACGACGAGGACGACGACGAGAGGACGACGACGACAAGAGGACGACGACAAGAGGACGAUGACAACAAGAGGACGACGACAACAAGAGGACGAUGACAACAAGAGGACGACGACAAGAGGACGACGACAAGAACGACACAAGAGGACGACCACAACAAGAGGACGACGACAACAGAGGACGACGACAACAAGAGGACGACGACAAGAGGACGACAACAAGAGGACGACGACAAGAGGACGACGACAAGAGGACGACAACAAGAGGACGACAACAAGAGGACGACGACAACAACGACGACAACAAGAGGACGACGACAACAAGAGGACGACAACAAGAGGACGACGACAACAAGAGGACGACGACAACGACAGACGACGACAAGAGGACGAUGACAAGAGGACGACGACAACAAGAGGACGAUGA
Homarus americanus (American lobster) is the source of this 654-nucleotide messenger RNA. RefSeq names its product sarcoplasmic reticulum histidine-rich calcium-binding protein-like. NCBI's taxonomy places the organism in Eukaryota, Metazoa, Arthropoda, Malacostraca, Decapoda, Nephropidae. The transcript has a single exon. The record is from RefSeq and is a predicted model, not a curated record. Bases 1 to 654 code for a protein of 217 amino acids.